This is a messenger RNA of Dothidotthia symphoricarpi CBS 119687, 1316 nucleotides long. Its product is annotated as NAD(P)-binding protein. Gene Ontology annotation, molecular function: oxidoreductase activity, acting on the CH-OH group of donors, NAD or NADP as acceptor. The record is from RefSeq and is a predicted model, not a curated record. NCBI's taxonomy places the organism in Eukaryota, Fungi, Ascomycota, Dothideomycetes, Pleosporales, Dothidotthiaceae. The coding region runs from base 390 to 1160 and encodes 256 amino acids. The transcript is spliced from 6 exons.
AGUCGUGGAAUCUGCCGCUUUGGGCAACUACACUGCUGGCUCCAAUUAAUGCUGCUACGUAGCCUUCGCAAGCUAAUCGCCUUGUAUUCCAAAGUGCUGCAGGGUUCAAAGAGUGGUAAGCAAUGUUGUAAUCGUAUGCCGCACCGCGUCUACAGCGGGCAUACCCGCCCCCUCAUCCAACAGCCUGGUACUGUAAGAGGGAUCGUAAUCGGUGCCUCUGCUCUCUACAACAUUCUCUCGCGUGCUCGUUCAAGGGAAUCGGAGCUUGCCGAAUCGUUCAUUUUUGCUCCUCGGCUUGUGUCGACGCCUCAAUUCUCUUGGCUUCAUCAUCCAUAAUUCAUCGUCAGCCCCGCCAUAUGAAACGUCUCUAAGAGCAAAAUCAACAGGCCAUGAACCAAAUUCCCGGCAUAUUGUAUGCCGAUCAGGAAUUCACGACCUGGCUAAUUGUCGGCGCCAGCAGAGGCAUUGGCCUCGAGUUUGUGCGUCAACUUUUAAAUCGAGAAGAAAGGAUCAUAGCAACCGUUCGUGAGCCUUGGGCAGGCCAUGCCUCUGGCCUAUGGGGUCAAGCAGGCAGUGAUCAUGGACGCUGUCAAAUGUACACCUGUGACAUUUUGUCCGAGGCUAGCAUCAUUAACUUCGUUGCUCAACUCGCUCUAAUACCCAAUCUCAAAAUCGACUACGUAGUCCUCAACGCUGGAGUCCUAAGAUACCCUAAUAGAGCCACUGAGCUUUCUUUCGACGAGUUUGCCUUCCAUCUGCAUACAAACACCAUCGGUCCCAUCAUCACUGCCCAGAAGCUUCUUCAGACAAACAUCCCUAUCGGCACUAUCGUCUUCAUGUCAAGCGACUCGGGCUCCGCGGGGAACUUUCGUGAGAUGGAAGAUGGGUUUGCUGCAUAUGCUGCUUCCAAGGCGGCGUUGAAUAUGGCCAUGAGGCAUAUGGCGGCGGAGUUGAAGAGGAAAGAUGACGAUACAAUCAUCCUGGCUAUGCAUCCUGGAGAAGUUGCGACGGACAUGGCCAACGUCCAGCUACCCUGGGAAGUCCAAGGCAUCAUUACACCUGAAGAGUCGGUGAGAAAGAUGAUCGAUGUAAUACAAAGCAAAGGUAUUCAGCAUAGCGGCACAUUCUGGACAUGGGAGAACAAGCGUUAUGUUUGGUGAUGAGCGUUCGAUUUGUACUCCAUACUUAUGAUAAUGCUCCACUCGGAUUAUACCCCUGUUAAAUCGCAUAUGAACAACCAUCUUCUGACGCUCAAGGGCUCCACUAUGUAUGCUAGACAAUGUCAAGACCAUGAGACUACUUAUCCGUGCAGGUCG